This is a messenger RNA of Ornithorhynchus anatinus (platypus), 1728 nucleotides long. Its product is annotated as cytochrome b-245 chaperone 1. The record is from RefSeq and is a predicted model, not a curated record. The transcript has 7 exons. Lineage: Eukaryota; Metazoa; Chordata; Mammalia; Monotremata; Ornithorhynchidae. The coding region runs from base 126 to 698 and encodes 190 amino acids.
GCCUCCCCCGGGUUCCCGGAAACCAGGGCAAUUUCCUCUCCUGUUGAAAGUCCAGGUGGAUCCCCGCCGCCUGCCCCGUGCUGUCCGCCCGCCCUCCCUCCCGCUGGGGCCCAGGCUCUGGGACAAUGUACAUGCAGGUGAAGACCCGCACCAACUCUCUGCUUCACCUGAAGAGGGUCCCCAGCAUCCGGUCCUGGUCCCUCCUCGUGGGAUUCUCCUCCAUUGGCUUGGCAGCCGCAUACUACAGUGGAGACAGCCUGGGCUGGAAGCUCUUCUACGUUGCCGGCUGCGUGUUCGUGGCCCUGCAGAACCUGGAGGACUGGGAGGAGGCCGUCUUCAACAAGAACACAGGGAAAGUCAUCCUGAAAUCCUUCAACCUGUACAAGAAGAUGCUGACCCUCUCUAGGGGCGACCACGACCACGUGGUGAUGGGGCUGAGGGACGUCCAGGACGUGAACGUGGAGGAGGAGAAGGUCCGCUACUUUGGGAAAGGCUACAUGGUGGUUCUACGCUUCUCCACGGGGUUCUCACACCCCCUGACCCAGAGCGCCAUCAUGGGCCACCGAAGUGACGUGGAGGCUGUUGCUCAGCUGGUCACCAGCUUCCUGGGUCUGCAUCGGCCGGCCAGCCCCGCUGACCUAUCCCAGGGCAGCGACACUGAGGCCAGUGACCUGGAGGACCCCAGGGCCCGGCUCUGACCGGACCCGCAUCCCCCACCACGCCGCUUUCUGCCCCGUGGCCUCCUCGCCGCUGCUGUCGGGCCUCUGAGCCGAAGGAGGCCCCACGCUGUGGGGAGGGGAGCGUCCUCCCCCCUGCUUCCGCUGCUCUGGGACAGCGGCACCCCCGGACUGGCUUCUCCAGAUCAGGUGGGGGAGGAGGAAGAGGGGGAGAGGGAGCCAUUGCUGCCUCCUCCUGGAAGCCUGGGCCAUCUCUUUCCCUGGGGCCAGGAUGGUGGUCCGGGCACCCUACUGGACCCCCUGAAAGCUAGGUGAUCCAGGUCCCCUGCUCCCCCACCUCCCACAGUCCAGUCACAGUCGGGCUAGCUGUACAUCCAAUCGCAACCCACCUGUGCAGACUAGGAGGGUGGAACGGGAGCUGGCCCACCCCCCUGCACCAGGGCCCUGCCUGCCUCUUCGGGGGGUGCCUGGUGUGGGGUGAUAUGAGGGGGUGAGGACACAGCCGGGUCUUGGGGCCGUGUCCACCUGGUCCAGUCCACGGGGCGUGGAGAGCGGAGUGGGCCCAGGUAGCAGGGAACCAUCCUCAUGGACACUGAUCAAAGUGCUGCAGGCAAGGCCAUGUUCUGGGCAGCCCCCUGGGGAGCUCUGCCCCACUCUCCCCUGACCCCUCAGGUAGGGGUCUUCCUGUGGACACUGGGCUCUGAGUCUCUUGGCUGCUCCAGGGAGGUCAGGGGCUGCCCCUCCCUCUAGAUCGCCGAGAGGCAGAUGUGCCCAGGUACUUGGCCGCUCCGCUUCUGUGUCCAGCCGCCUGCUGCCCUCUGCAACUCGAGUCGAAGCCCGGAGCGUGGGCGUACACAUGACUGUCUCUACCCAAACCCGCGCCCCAAUAAAUGACAUUCCAGACACUUGGUUACUGUCCCUGGGUGGGGGAAACUGUCAGCCUCCUGGCCCUGAGGACUCUCAGAGUAGGUAGGUGCCGGGGCGAUCCCCACCCCUCUGACCAACCGCCCAUUCCCCUGCACUGUUGAUCUAGAUCAAUGGCUCCUCCCGC